UAUGUCAGGUGGCUCGCACCGUUAGUAUUGUCGGACUAUCAGUCUGGGAUGCGAUGCGCUCGCCUUCCCAAGGUGGCAUUUGUAGAGGAAUCUGACCAUGAUGCAUUCGGAUUUCUCAAUCCAGGCCAAGUGAUUCGAGGUGCUCAAUUAAUUCCUGCAUUCGCCACAGGGCGGGGUGUAAGUUCACUGCGCCGUGGAACAUCGUUUGGACGUCCCAACAAGGAAGUGGAUGAUUGGGAAGAGCAUUAUGUCGGGAUUUUUGCUGAUCGCGAUAUGUUCUUGCAUUAUAUGCACUUCGGCAUAGGA
This is a messenger RNA of Suillus fuscotomentosus, 306 nucleotides long. RefSeq lists its product as uncharacterized. The record is from RefSeq and is a predicted model, not a curated record. The annotation marks the transcript as partial. NCBI's taxonomy places the organism in Eukaryota, Fungi, Basidiomycota, Agaricomycetes, Boletales, Suillaceae. The transcript has 2 exons.